Helianthus annuus (common sunflower) is the source of this 1347-nucleotide messenger RNA. RefSeq names its product benzoate carboxyl methyltransferase. The record is from RefSeq and is a predicted model, not a curated record. Gene Ontology annotation, biological process: methylation. The transcript has 5 exons. Bases 125 to 1231 code for a protein of 368 amino acids. NCBI's taxonomy places the organism in Eukaryota, Viridiplantae, Streptophyta, Magnoliopsida, Asterales, Asteraceae. Gene Ontology annotation, molecular function: S-adenosylmethionine-dependent methyltransferase activity.
AGUUUAGUUUGCCUAUAGAAAAAGAUUAAGGAUCAAGAUUGUAUUAGCCCUACUUAGAGCAAGAAAAAGAAGGCCUAUUUAAAGCAACACAAAGAAGGGUAACAAAAGGUAAAGAAUAAUAAGCAUGGCCUUGGUAAACAUACUACAUAUGAAUCCUGGAGAUGGGGAAUUAAGCUAUUCCAAUAACUCCUUGCUUCAGGAAACCGCGAUACGGAAUGCUGUACCAAUUUUAAAGCAUUCAAUCAAGGGUAUAGCUAGUUAUGGUGUCUUCAAAGAUUGUAUCACCGUUGCAGAUUUAGGAUGCUCAUCUGGCACAAAUACGUUGUUGGUUGUGUCUAAUAUCAUUGAUAUAGUGCAUGAGGUGUGCCAAGAAAAUAACCGUGGAGUACCUCAAUUUCAAGUUUGUUUAAAUGACCUCUUUGGUAAUGAUUUUAAUACUAUUUUCAAAUCAUUACCUGACUUUUAUGCAAAUCUUAAGAAGAACAAAGGAGAAGCUUUUGGCCCUUGUUUCGUUUCGGCUGUUCCAGGUUCCUUCUACAGCAGACUAUUCCCAAACAAAAGUUUGCACCUUGUCCACUGCGCUACUAGUAAUCAUUGGCUUUCUCAGAUGCCUCAAGGAGUAGAAAAUAAUGGAUCAAAUAUAUACAUGGCGAAAACUAGUCCUCCAAAUGUAUACCAAGCAUAUGGAAAACAAUUUCACACUGAUUUCACAAAAUUUUUACGAAUGCGGUCUGAGGAAGUAGUACAUGGUGGAAGCAUGGUUUUAACAAUUCUUAGUCGAAGUUUAGUUGAUCCAGCUUCUGAUGAUAGUUGUGCAUCCAUUGACCUACUCAGGCAAUCACUUAUCGACAUGGUCAAAGAGGGAUUGGUUAAAGGAGAAGAUAUUAACUCAUUCAAUAUCCCAUUGUAUUUUCCAUGUGAGGAUGAAGUUAGGAACAUUAUUGAAUCUGAGGGAUCAUUUUCCAUUGAAAACUUGAAUGUUUUUAAAGUCAAUUGGGACCCACAUGACACGGAUUACACAAACAUGAAUGAUUCUAAUGAGCUCAGCCAAGUCCAUGGGAAAAACACAUCAAAAGUGCUUAGAGUGGCUCUUGAACCAUUGUUGGUUUCACAUUUCGGAAAUUCCAUCAUUCAUGUGUUAUUUAAGAAGUAUGAGAAACAUGUGGCCGACCAUCUCUCAAAGAAGAAAACAAGACACUUUUUCUUAACCAUUUCAUUGACCAAAAAAUGAAUGGUUCAUGUGUUCAAAAUAAACUUUAGUGGUUUUUUGUAAUGAUAUAUGAUUCUCGUCAUUGUAUACAUCAUGAACCAUCUAUAUAUGAAGGAUUGAAGGUACUGUUAAUUUGG